Dentiscutata erythropus is the source of this 591-nucleotide messenger RNA. The record is from the annotation of a GenBank genome assembly. Lineage: Eukaryota; Fungi; Glomeromycota; Glomeromycetes; Diversisporales; Gigasporaceae.
AUGGCAAAUCUUCGUAAUAUUAUGAGAAUAAGUCAACCAACUACAGCUUUUUUCCUUUGUGACAUUCAGGAAAAAUUUAGACCUCACAUUCAUCAAUUUUUGAGCGUAGUUUCAACCGCUCAGAAAAUGAUUGCUGCGUCCAAAAUUUUAGAGAUACCUUUAAUUGUCACUGAACAGAAUCCUGGAGCUCUUGGACAUACGGUUCAAGAACUUGAUAUCUCUAAUGCGCUAAAAGUAGUUAACAAGACCAAAUUUUCAAUGUACGAAGAAGAGACUCAAAACUUAUUAAAAUCUCACAAGAUAAAAUCAGUGACACACGUGUGUGUGCUUCAAACAACCCUGGAUUUGCUGGAAAAUGAUUAUGAUGUUCAUGUUUUAACUGAUGGUGUUUCUUCGAUAAAUCAUCCGGAAAUCGAUAUUGCUUUGCAGCGUCUACGACAAGCAGGUGCAUCAGUUUCAACUUCAGAAUCAAUUUUGUUUCAACUCCUUGGUGAUGCAACACAUCCGAAAUUUAAACAAAUUUCUAAUUUGAUCAAGGAAUAUAAAGAAGCAACUUCUAGCAAUAAGUUGUUAUAUAAAGCUACAUUGUAA